Molecule: messenger RNA, 1665 nt
Organism: Fonsecaea nubica
Lineage: Eukaryota; Fungi; Ascomycota; Eurotiomycetes; Chaetothyriales; Herpotrichiellaceae
Exons: 5
Coding region: 1-1665 (554 amino acids)
Source: RefSeq, a predicted model, not a curated record
AUGCAAGAACUACAGAUCCCAUCGAAGCUGCAGGAAUCAUAUCUGAGUUGGGCCCAGUAUCCGGAGAACCUGCUUUCUAGCAGCACAGACACCUACUCUGGCGAUUUACAGAUAUAUAAACGGCUGCUAGACCGUGUCGAAAAUGAUCUAUUCGUCGACGGUGGUCCUGAUGCGGAUAUUGAGGUUUCAUUUCGAGACCUACACAAUGCAUCUGGAAAUGAGCUGCAAAAACUCAAUGCGCACGAUGCAGUCAAAGCGAGGAACUUCUUGGGUUUACAACUGGUUCCUGAUGCGAAUAACCCGGCAAAGUCGGUAAUGGUUGCACAAAGAAGAGAUCCAGGGUCCCGGUUCAUAUAUAUCAAGGGCCAGCACUCCCGGGCUCCACUGAACAUCACACGUCAACUGAUGUGCGAGAUUUUCUCCUACCAUCAGGUCAUGCCUAUCUACCUAGACUUCGUGUUUGUCUUUGGUGCACAGAGCGAGCCAAGAGACCGAAGAUUCAGCGGCUUUCGCCAACAAAGCUUUCUGUCCGAUCCGCCUCGCGGACUAGCGGUCCCAAGUCUUGGGCGAAGUGGGCGGCUAUACCAGCUGUGCUACAAUCUGAAAACGGUGACUUUGAAGUCUGAAGACCCCAAGAACAUCAGUUUGAACGAGUGGUCAGUUCAGCCUGCCGCAAUACAUCAUCGGUUCGACAUCGUCUACGGCACAGCGCUUUGGAUAGUGACAAAAGGGGGCGACGACCUGCUCGAACGCUACAAGUCGUUGACGGGCCCGGAAGGGAGGCCAGAGAACAUGACAUUUGACACGUUACAGGACAGUUUUCGAGCCAGCCUUGCCCCCCAUUUGCUCUUCGCCCACUGGUCGACGGCAAACUGGCGGUGGUACAUACUAUGGCUUGAGUCUUUGCUUGAAGAGGAGACUUCUAUGGUAGUCCUUGGUCUCCGUGGGUCAGGCCGAGCGCAGUACACCUAUACUAUCCGACAUCUCCAAACCGUUACGGCGCGGGAAGACCAGAUUAGUGAAGCCAUCAUGCUACUGGAAGCCAAUGUGGACGUCAUGCAGUCUUUGUGCAACUUCUACGACAGCCUCAGGACCAAGAAAGAGAUACCCCAGACCCUGAGAGAUGAAUGCGACACGGACAUAACCACAUUCAUAGCCCAGGCCAACGACAUGAUAUCGAACUUGAAGCUGCAAAUUGUCCGGGCGAAUCUACUGAACAAGAUCACCAAAGACAGAAAGGAGCUGAUCAUCCAACUGCUACAAACUCAAGCGGCAGAGCGCAUGGAAGAAUUGAACCUGAACAUGGAAGGUGAAGCCAUUGUCAUGCGAAUCAUCACUAUUGUCACCUUGGUUUAUCUCCCCGCGACAUUUGUUUCGACUUUCUUCAGCACUGAUAUCAUCAAGUAUCAGGAUCAGGCUGGGGGACCGCCUACCGAUGGCGUCUUCUCCAGUGUGGCAAUGUAUAGAUGGUUACAAGUGACCCUGCCUUUGACCUUUUUCACAUUCAUCGGAGCAUUCUGGGCCCUUAGGAUUGCAGAGAAAAAGAGAUGGGGAAGGGAUGAUCCAAGUCAAAAGCAACAACCACGGAAUCUCACUCGUUCUGUGUCAAACCCCAACUUUGACACGACAUUACCAACUGUCAACAACGCUGGCAGUGUGGUCUGA